Rotaria sp. Silwood2 is the source of this 1176-nucleotide messenger RNA. NCBI's taxonomy places the organism in Eukaryota, Metazoa, Rotifera, Eurotatoria, Philodinida, Philodinidae. The record is from the annotation of a GenBank genome assembly.
AUGAACUCAUUUCUAUCAUCAAAACAAAUCACUCAGUUUAAAUAUCGUAUCUAUAAUGCUGCAUUUCAUCUACGUUUAAUUGUCUCAAUUGGGAUGAAACUGCUACCGUUACUUCCGACAUUUUUCCGAUCACCUCCACAAAUACCCGGUCGAUUUUACGAAACAUUGACCUUACGAAAUCAAAUUUUCACAAAAACGAAAUGCUUAGAAUUGUAUAGUAUUCCACAAACACUUUUUCUAUCAUCGGAUUCCGAUCCUUACAAGAAAUAUCUUGGAGCCUUUAUUGAUGAAUCAUCCACUCCCAAUGUUAAAAAUGAUCUGGCUAGAUGGAUUGAAUCCAAACCGACACAUUCGAUUAUUUAUGUAGCUUUCGGUAGUAUUGCACGAAUUCAAAUCGAUCGAAUGAAAAGUUUAAUUGAAGGUCUACUGGAAUUUCUUCUAAAAACUCCUACUGCUUCAAUCUUAUUCGCAUUUCGUCAAUACAAUUAUGAUAAUUACCAAAAGGUGACGAACGAAAUAGAGACAAGAGAAUAUCAACGUAUUUUGUUGGAUGAACAACGUUGUAGAGUUGAAAAUCAUUUUGUUCCACAAAAAUGGUUAUUACAACAGAAUUCAGUCAGUCUAUUCAUAAGUCAUUGUGGUAUGGGUUCCGUUGGUGAAAGUCUUUACUUUCAGAAGCCAAUACUAUGUUUGCCAUUGUGCAAAGAUCAAUUUGUAAAUGCCAUGGCCAUUGAUCAUUCAGGCGUUGGACAAUCUCUAUUUGUUUCUCCAUUUCUAUGGCAAUCAUUGAUCCGACCUGAUGGUUUCCAUUAUUAUACAUUCUCAGCAGAUGAUGUCACAAGGAAAUUAUUUGUCAUGUGGAAGAACACUACAUAUGAGAGAGCAGUCCAAAUGAUAUCUCUUGAAAUGAAACAUGCUGGUGGCGUAAAGAGAGCUGUACACGAAAUUGAAUUCUUUGUCAAUGCUAAAGAAUAUUUUCGUCCUAAAACACCUCAAUCCAUUCCACGACAAAUGAAAGAAAAAAUUACAAAGGCAGCUGGUGAACUCAUUUCCGGUGUUGGAUUUAUUAAUUUUUCACUAACUGCAAUUGAUGUUGGGCAAAAUUUAUCAAAUAAAAAAAAUGCUAAUAUUGUAAAUUUACUUCCACAUCCAACAACUGUAAGUAAAAACUGUUAA